This is a messenger RNA of Ziziphus jujuba (common jujube), 330 nucleotides long. RefSeq names its product small ribosomal subunit protein uS2c-like. Gene Ontology annotation, molecular function: structural constituent of ribosome. Gene Ontology annotation, cellular component: ribosome; mitochondrial small ribosomal subunit. Bases 1 to 330 code for a protein of 109 amino acids. The record is from RefSeq and is a predicted model, not a curated record. Gene Ontology annotation, biological process: translation. The transcript has a single exon. NCBI's taxonomy places the organism in Eukaryota, Viridiplantae, Streptophyta, Magnoliopsida, Rosales, Rhamnaceae.
AUGGGGAGACUCAAUCGUCUUCCGAAAAGGGAUGUGGCUGUGUUGAAGAGACAAUUAUCUCACUUGCAAACAUAUCUCGGCGGGAUUAAAUAUAUGACUGGAUUGCCCGAUAUUGUAGUAAUUGUUGAUCAGCAAGAAGAAUCUACAGCUCUUCGUGAAUGUAUGAAUUUGGGCAUUCCAAUGAUUUGUCUCGAUACAAAUUAUGACCCAAAUCUAGCAGAUAUUUCGAUUCUGGCAAAUGAUGACGCUAUAGCUUCAAUUCGAUUAAUUCUUAACAAAUUAGUAUUUGCUAUUUGCGAGGGCCUUUCUAGCUAUAUACGAAAUUCUUGA